Messenger RNA from Arabis nemorensis, 1839 nucleotides. The record is from the annotation of a GenBank genome assembly. NCBI's taxonomy places the organism in Eukaryota, Viridiplantae, Streptophyta, Magnoliopsida, Brassicales, Brassicaceae.
AUGGUUCGGGGCAUAUUGCAAGAAUCACUUUUGGACAUGGAACAAAACGUUACAACGAUACAGGAACAAUUGAAACGGCGCGAUCCUCACAUCAAUAAAAGCUUUCUACAAUUUCCCGGCCAAGAAACUGAAACCAAAAGCAAUGACAAAGAGUCCGUUGUGACGUCGGAAAACGGCGUCGUGGCGGCCGAUCACGAGAAAUGUUCGGAGAUCGGUGCUGAGGUGCUAGGACGACUAGGAGGCACCGCAGUGGAUGCGGCAGUAGCUGUCGCGUUUUGCUUAGGUGUGAUGAAUCCAUCGUCGAGCGGAAUCGGCGGGGGAGCCUUAAUGGUUGUCGGUUCAUCAUCCGGUUCGGUAGCUACGGCUUACGACAUGAGAGAAACCGCUCCUUUGGCUGCUUCACAGGAUAUGUUCGAGAACAGAGAAGCGGAGAGAGUAGUAGGACCACUGUCGAUAGCAGUUCCGGGAGAGAUAGCCGGACUUUACAAAGCAUGGGAGACACACGGGCGUGUUCAAUGGAAACUACUGGUCGAGCCAGCUAUUAAGCUGGCUCGAGAUGGUUUCGAAGUUGGUUCGCAUCUCGCUUUCGCCAUAUCCAAAAACGAGGAUAUGAUAAAGAAUGACAUUGGUUUGAAGAGUGUUUUCACUAAGGGAGACAAAUUCUUGAAGAAGGGGGAUAUAUGUUACAACCCGAAACUCGCGGAGACCUUGGAAAUAGUGGCCGAGAAAGGGAUGAAAACGUUUUACGAAGAAGAUGUGGCCGAAAAGCUUGUGAGCGAUGUGAGGGAGGCCGGAGGGAUCAUGACGAUGGAAGAUUUGCGGAGUUAUGAAGUUAAGGUGUCCGAUGCGAUGGUUGUUGAUGAUGUUAUGGGGUAUAAAAUACAUGGAAUGUGGCCUCCGGCGUGUGGGACGACCGGUUUUGCAAUGGUAAUGAAUGUAUUGGAGAGAUAUAAGAAAGUCAAGGAUACUAAUGAGAAUCUCGGUCUGCAUCGUCUUAUAGAAGUCAUGAAACAUAUGCUUGCCGCUCGAAUGGAGCUUGGAGAUCCUGCGUUUGUUAAUGGAACAUCUAAUGUUGUCAACAAUUUGCUCUCUAAGUCUUAUGCCGAAAGAAUCCAGAAUAAAAUAUCCGAUUACACGACAUUCCCACCAGAAUAUUACCUCAACAAAUAUAAUCAGCUUGAGGAUCAAGGGACAAGUCACUUCUGUGUGGUGGAUAAAGAUAGAAACGCAGUGUCAAUGACAACAACUUUGAACUAUGCGUUCGGGUCAGGGUUUAUGUCGCCUUCAACCGGUGUUAUACUGAACGGCCAGAUGGAGGAUUUUGCGAUACCAACCCUGAACUCUCCUAGUCUUCUCCCUCCAGCACCUGCGAAUUACAUCGCGCCAAAGAAGAGGGCUUUGACUUCCAUGAUGCCUCUAAUCAUCACAAAGGACACAGAGCUGGUCGGAGUAAUUGGUGCGAGCGGCGGGCCUUAUAUAUUUCCUGCCGUGAUCCAAGUGUUUAUCAAUCUCUUUAUCUUCAAGAUGAGUCCUUUAGAGGCUGUACAGAGUCCAAGAGUCUAUCCUAAGUUAAAACCAAACGAGGUGUGGUAUGAGGACAUGAAAGUGUACAAUGGAGAUCACAUUAAGCUAAAAGAAGAGACUCAAGAGUUCUUGAAGAUGAGAAGACAUAAACUAGUGGUGACAACUGUCGGAGGCAUUGUUCAAUUAAUUGUGCAAAACAGAAUUGAUGAUUCUAAGACACUUUUGACGGCAGUUAGUGAUCUCCGGAAAGAUGGGAAGCCAGCGGCUGCUAGUGCCAAUGCUCCUCCAACUCUGGCUCAUGCUCCUCUUAUUUGA